CAAGAGCUUUAACCAGAGUGAUCACUACAGAUCUAGUACUAACUAAACAUGGUUUCUCCUACCAUCUUCUGUCUUUCUGCCUUCCUUGUGCUUUUGGUUCUUGCUACUUCUGCUUCUUCUUCAAAAGCACUAUCUCCAUAUUACUAUAACCGUGUGUGUCCCAAAGCUUUACCAACUAUCAAACGAGUUGUGGAGGCCGCAGUUUACAAAGAAAGACGCAUGGGUGCUUCUCUGUUGCGUCUACACUUCCAUGAUUGUUUUGUCAAUGGUUGUGAUGCAUCAAUUCUUUUGGAUUCAACAUCCACCAUUGACAGUGAAAAGAAUGCGCUUCCUAAUAUCAAUUCUCUUAAAGGAUUUGAAGUUAUUGACCAAGUUAAGUUGGAGGUGGACAAGAUCUGUGGACGUCCAGUGGUCUCCUGUGCAGAUAUCGUAGCUGUUGCAGCCCGGGACUCCGUCGUUGCGCUAGGAGGGCCAACAUGGGCCGUCCAACUAGGAAGGAAGGACUCAACCACAGCUAGCAGAGACAAAGCCAACAAUGACCUCCCAUCACCAUUCAUGGAUCUUCCUGCCCUAAUCAACAACUUCAAAAGGCAGGGUUUAAAUGAGAGAGACCUUGUAGCUCUCUCCGGAGGCCACACUUUAGGGUCAGCACAGUGUUUUACGUUCAGAAACAGAAUCCACAAUGAAACAAAUAUCGACCCUAAAUUUGUUAAACAGCGCAAAUCAACAUGUCCACGCAUUGGUGGUGACUCAAACCUUGCUCCUCUAGACCCAACACCUGCACGCUUUGAUGUUGCAUACUUCAACAGUUUGGUGAAGAAAAGAGGGUUGCUUCGCUCUGAUCAAGCCCUCUUCAAUGGUGGCUCCACUGAUGGAUUGGUGAAGGCUUAUAGUUCAAAUCCUAAGGCUUUUUGGGCUGAUUUUGCUAAGUCUAUGGUUAAGAUGGGGAAUAUAAACAUUUUGACUGGAAAGCAAGGCCAAGUUCGUUUGAAUUGUAGGAAGGUGAACUAAAUUGUUGUUUGGACUGCAAAAAUAAUUUUUUUAUUUAUUUUAUCUUUUGAUCAAUAUGCAGGGAAUCGUCUUCUUUAACGAUAAUGCUACAGUAUAUUGUGUGUUUUAAUUUAUUCAUUGUAAUUGUGUCAUCUCUCUUCUUUGUGAGUGAAUUUAGACUCGCAAGGAAGAUUGAAUUGUUUGCGUAGUAUAUUGAUUUCAAUUGUAUUAAAAAUGUAAGGUUAUUUUGUUGUAUUUUCCAAUGAAAUUAUUUU
Messenger RNA from Populus euphratica (Euphrates poplar), 1265 nucleotides. RefSeq names its product peroxidase 2-like. NCBI's taxonomy places the organism in Eukaryota, Viridiplantae, Streptophyta, Magnoliopsida, Malpighiales, Salicaceae. Gene Ontology annotation, biological process: response to oxidative stress; hydrogen peroxide catabolic process. The coding region runs from base 49 to 1011 and encodes 320 amino acids. The record is from RefSeq and is a predicted model, not a curated record. The transcript is spliced from 3 exons. Gene Ontology annotation, molecular function: peroxidase activity; heme binding.